Molecule: messenger RNA, 6544 nt
Organism: Osmerus eperlanus (European smelt)
Lineage: Eukaryota; Metazoa; Chordata; Actinopteri; Osmeriformes; Osmeridae
Gene: ccdc120a
Product: coiled-coil domain containing 120a
Exons: 11
Coding region: 895-3006 (703 amino acids)
Source: RefSeq, a predicted model, not a curated record
GGCUUCCGAGCGAUGGGGGCGUAUUCAACGAAGAGCAUGUGCGUCUAUGAUUGCCAUGUUAUUGUGUUGCCUUUGUGUGCAAGACCACAAUCAUCUUAAUCGUUUAUGACCUAGAAUGAGAAAAAUCGCGUGUUAUUAUCCAUCUGCGAAAGCCUGCUGUAUUUCUUCCAGACUUCUGAAGAGACGUGCGCAAAGAUGAGGAUGCUGGGAGCGGGUCAGCACGCGCACAUCUGGAACAGGACGGGAUGGGAAAUCCGGUGUCCUCGGGGGAACCACUGAGAAGAUGAAAAUAAUAGAUCUGUCUUCAAUGAGAAAUCAAUGCCACGCCACAAUAGAAAAAAUAUCAGAAAAAAACAUUUUCAUAUUUCGCCUGGCUGCAGUAGGGUCAUAAAUAAUCGAUUAGGUGAGAAACAGGCACCCACGUUGCCGUUGCCAGUGUUGUUAUGAUAACGGACAGAUUGUGUUUACUCAAGCAAUUGUGGGGAACAACCUCUUUACUGUUACUCCAACCUCAGUCGUCUGGGCGGAGUGACACCCACAGCUUGUGUCUGGGAUACUACAGGUACUGUAGUUGACAGGUAUAGCCCACAGUGUAGCCUAAUUCCAGAUCUCUAUUCCGUGAAUGUGUUGAGGGAGACGCGCAUCCUUGGAUUGCGUUCUUAUAGCUUUUUUUACUUGGAGGGACGACACCCAAACAGGUGCGCUUUUGCCGCACCUUUUUUUUUCCUUCAGCGCGAGGUUUGAUACUUCUUUGGAUGGAUCGCAACUUCGCAUACCAUUCGCCCUUGUAAUCUACAAACAGGACUCUGGCGUUGACUGUUUAGGAGCUCCCUCAGCAGGUGGUGUGGAGUACUGCAGCACAGUGAUUCCGCACCAGACACUAGGGUGCAUUGAAUGGCCACAGGCCCAAAUUACUGCAACACCUAUGAGUACAAUUGUAAGGUAAACGGGCAUCUGGAGAAUAGUGACUGCAGCCGGGUCACAUGGGAGACACAUGACAUGGAGGUCAGAGGUCACCUGAUCUCAGCACCUGACUUGCUGGUCAGUCAGGACAGUAAGCAGAGGGCGGAGCGUAUGACGGCGCUCCAGGAGAGGAGGCGGAGCUUGCAGACCCUGUUGAACACCCGUGUAUCAGAGCUGAAGCGUGUGUGUCUGCAGGAGGCGGAGCUUACGGGGGAGGUUCCAAAUGAGUUCCCCCUAGAGUCUGGGGAGAGGCCCCCCUACGUGAGGCGACGAGUUGGUACAUCCCGCCAUGGGCCCAAGAACAUCCUGAAAGCAGAGGAGGAUGAGGCCCCCCAUCGUAAGCCGAAGAAGACCCUGUUCAGCAGCGCCCUACGCAGACACACAGACUCAGAGCAGCACCAAGCACACGGCAAGAGAACCGUACACAGGGGCUGUCACACAGAUGACACAGUCAGAUCUGAGAGCAGCUCCAUGUCAGAUUCCACAGGACAUGACACUGUCACACCUCCUGUCCUACCAGAUGAUUGGUCAGAGAGCCAGCCAGCGGACCCAGACUGCAGGCUUGGCAGGAAGCUAUCACCGGUGGAGGUCUACUAUGAGAUGAGGACGCGACGCAACUCGCUAGCCAGCUCUGUUAGUCCUAGUCGUUCUCUUCCUCGGAGUGUGUCCAACCUGGAGGGGAGGAGCGUUCCUGCCACUCCCCUCCUCGCACGGACCAACCAGUGUGUCAACAUCAGGUCAGAUUUCCCUGGAGGUCCUGUUGCACUCAAGCUGCAUUGGUCAGACAAUCACCAGGCCCAGCCCCACACACAGCCUCUACCCAAUCAGGACGGAAACCUGCAGGAGCCCAGCGACCAGGGCCAUGGUAACGCAUCUACCGGCCGUAGCAACAGCUCUGAGGCUCUAUUGGACCGUAACACCUCUGAGGAGGAUGGGGGGCCUGGGGUGGGGGUCCAGGUUCAGAGGCCAGCCAUGCCCCCCAGGAGCGGCCCUCCCUACAAAAGCUCUGAGGCGUUAAUGGAGGGCCGUUUGCGUCAGGUCCAGCGGGCCAGCCCAGAGAGGCAGGUGAACGGCCAUGGGGAGCCCCACCGAAUGCGCACCUCCGUGGGUGGUCGGGGAGUCGGGGCGGGGGGGUACAAUGAGAUCCUGAUGGACUAUGUGUGGGGAAAGCAGCAGAAAAUGCAGAACCAGCAGCUCCAGAGGCAACAGUCUCAGGGUAACAACCAGGGCAAGGCCAGACUGACAGCCUCUGUGUCCACUAACUUCAAUGGCUACCCUCAGCCUCCACCCCCACUCCCACCCCAGCCCCAGAGCCAGCCCCAGUACCCUUCCUCCCAGCCCCAGGCCCUGCAUCUCUCAGGGGCCCCGCCAGCCUACAGCCCCCUGAUGCUGCGAGGGAAGCCAGGUGAGCCCAGGAGGGUGAAGGUAACUCGCACCAAGUCCUGCGGCCCCUUCAUCCCCCUCCAGCAGGACGGCCUCCUCCUCUCUGCCUAUCCAGACCCCAUCACCAACUCCUACCCCCAUCCACACCCACAACUGGACCAGCCCAGUUCAGCCCCCCCCCAGCUUGGCCGUGGGCCCCCCCAGUACCCCUCGGAGGCUGCCACACCAGAGGAUGCUACCAGAAGCCUCCACAAGGCUCUGGCGCUGGAGGGGCUGAGAGACUGGUACCUCAGAAACACAUUGGGUCACCCUGGGUCAGGAGGUCAGGGGUCAGGCACAGGUCCAGGGUCUGGGUCUGGGUCCGGGAAGGGUCAGGAAAACGGUGCCCCCAACCGCAGAAGAACCACUGCUUCCCUGCACGGCUCCUCCCAGCCCCACACGCUUCAACACCAGCAGUCCUACCAGGGGGAGGGGCUCCAACCCUACCCCACACAGAACCCCACCCCCCACCUGCCCCACUCUGCCACCUUCCAUGGUCAUCCCCUUCAUGGCAGGUCUGUAGAGCUGCCUCUCUACCAGGACAUUAUUCCCACCCAGUUACAGGAGCUGAGUCUGAAGGGGGCUAGUGGCGACCAGCCGAGCCCUGGCACCUUGGUAUAGCUGGCCAGUCCCUGGUUUGCUAGUCUCACUAGCAGGACAUAUAAACUUGGAAAUAAAUUGAAUGUGUCUGGACACAUAAGUGAAUCAUCAUUAAAAAGAGACAUUUGAUUUGUCUUCUGGAUAAAGACAAUAUACGUAGAAAAAGAGACUGCAAUUGACACAAAAGUUAUUGGUUUGUUCCUGUCUUUCUCUCUCUGAGGGGUAUUUUUACUUGUAUUGCAUAAGGUUGUCAUUGUCUUUCGCUUCUCAACAUGAGAAAAACCAGGGUGUGUGCUCAUGUGCCAGGCAAGCUAGCCAGCUAGCAAUCCAACCAUCAAAGGCAGGGGAUCUGGCUUCAUCACAGUCCACUGCUAUUUGUUUAAUGGUGACUUUCUCUGGGGAAAAGACUGUUUCUCUUUACAAUAAUGUGUUGUGAUCAACUGUUUGUUCAAACAAUUACAAAACAAUACCAGCUUCUUCUAGUCACACUGCUCUAUUUCUAGCAGCCUUCCUCCCUGGAUACUUAACGUAAUGAGGAGAAAUUUGAGUCACAAUUACUCCUUGGCACCGUGUCAAGCUCAGCUGUCUAUGCUCUUAGAGAGAAAGAGAGAGAGAGAGAGAGAGAGAGAGAGAGAGAGAGAGAGAGAGAGAGAGAGAGAGAGAGCUACUGCUGGCUGGUGUAUGUUUUCUCUUUGACCACUAGGUGGCAUUUAAGUAAUAUUAUAGUUGUGCAUGUUAAUGGAACUUUGAUACACAGAAAGUACCCUUUUGUAUUAUAAUCUUUCUUAUUCUUGUGAAUCACAUUAUAGUCCUAGAAAGGCAGGAAAGUCAGGAAAGUCCAGUACAAUCAUUAGUAAGAUGCCAUGGCUUUAAUGAUGACAAGACUUAUUUAGGAUCGGUUAAUCUAAUUUCACUCUUUGUCAGCCAAAUUACCAGCAUUGUCUCCUCAGGUCUCACUUAAUAAAGGUAGGAAGUCCAAACCAUAUUGUGAUGUCACUAUAACAAAUUUGUUAUCAAUAUUGUACAGUAGCCCAAUUAAGUUGAAAUCAGGUUGUGUGUGAUUAUACCUAGCUAAACAAAACAAACAAACAACUUGGCCUAAUAUUAUACUAGAAAAAAACAAGCACAAUUUCCCCCCAAAAUUCAAAGAAAUUAACAAUCAACUUUUUAACAAUCAACUAAUUAGAUACAGCUAUUUGGGUAAAUGGUAGUAAUGUUGCUUGAUAUCCAUGAAGUUGAUCCUGUAGAUAAAAGUGACCCGCAGAUCAAAUCUCACAGUAGGCAUACAUCUUUAGAAGAAAGUGUAACUCAAUACUGCUGAUUACAAUGACCUUGAUUAAUGCCCAAACUACUUGUCUUUGACUUGUGCCAUAUAGAAACCUUACAAUUGUUGCCCUGCUCUUUGUAUCCCAAAGCAAAUGACUUUGUCAGGAACUCAGAUGCAGCUGUUUUAUAAGGAUUGUUUUGCUCAUUCAUUUUUCCUUACUCUCUGUUUUUUGCUCCCAAUGUUUAUGCGAUUAUUGCUAGAAUAAUACUUUGACUUCUAUUGCAAUGCAACACAAGGCAAAUUGAGCUGUACCUGCACAACAUUGUCAUGUGUGAACCAAAUGAGGAAGCAUACAGAUAGUAGUUUUUUGGGGGCGUGGCCAGAAUUCUAUUUUUGGGGAGUCCCAUCUUAAAAUGAAGGGGGCACUAAAAUAUAUAUAUAUAUAUAUCAACAAUUCCUUAAUUUUUCAUUGUAAGCAAUCAGAAAUCUGGGUGGUAGACAUGUAAAUGAGGGGGCCUAGGCCCCCCGUGGCUAUGCCCCUGGUUUGUGGGUACGGGGUGGGGGGUGACUUCAAUAAGGGUUUUUUAUUGCUUUUUUCAAAUAAUGAAUUUAAACAAUUGUGACUUCACCAGCCCCUAAUUGUAAAUCAGGUAUUCCAGCAAAAAGAGGCUUCUCAGACCAAAACAGGAGAGACAAUGUGUAGUAUUACUCAUUAUAUUAUCUGCUGUCUCUCAUUUGUUCCUAGAGUAUGUGCCACAUCUCUUCACUCUAGCGCAUGCAGAAAAAUAUGAGCUAUAAGUACCUUCUUAACAUCUAUUUCUAAGCUGAAGACUGCAAUACAGGAGGUUACAUUUGCUUCUUAGAAUAUAGCUUGCAGUAUUUUCAUCCCAAGUCUACAUGCUUUGCUUACUAAUGAGCACUGCAGUACUACAGCACGUGGUGGGAUACUGACUCAAGCAAUCAAUCUCUUCUGAAGGAAGUGGGGUCUCUCCUGGUCAUGUUAGUAGUUUGUAGUUAGUAGUACAGAACUAGUAUUGAUGUAUGCUAGUGGUGUAGUUUGCUAGUGGAGUAGCAUGCUAGUUGUGUAGUAAAGUAAUGGUGUAGCAUGCUAAUUGUGUAGUAUGCUAGCAGUGAAGCAUACUGCAUAUCCAGGGAUACAACAUUCAAACAAUUUUGCCAAAUGCUGCCAAGCUUGUCUCAGGAUUGACUGAAAGCUGCUCUGCUUUUUACAUUUUGUAUUCAUGACCAAGCUACUGAUUAGAACAAAAUAGAGUAGAAUAGAUUAAAUAAUGGAUCUGAAAAUGUUUUCCUCUGACAAACUAGACCAUCCUCUCCCUCAGGUGCUCAUGGCCUCUGUAAAUUCUGGUUUGAGCACAAUUUGUGUGGUGUUUUGCACUUCCGAAGAGUAAAAAUCUGAUAAUUAUUAUUAUUUUGUAUAACACUUGUGACAUAUGCUUCCAAACUUGUAAAAACGUGACCAAACUGCUGUGAAAAGAGUGCUAUCAUCUGGCACUAUGAGCACAGGUGCUUCAUGUGACACAUUGUGAUCUGUGUUAAAAGUGAGUUUGACAGUUUGCUAAUGAAAAUGUCCCCUCCAACUAAAUCCAUUUUGUGAUGCUUGUUUUGUGAUUGUUAAUAAGAUUCCUUAUAUUUUACAUUUAAGCUCAGACACAUGGCUAUUGGACCACAUUUACAUAUUGGCCUGAAAUAAGAAUUAAAACUUAAAAUUAAGGAAAACCCAGAUCAAGUAACCUAGGCAUAUACAGUACCACGUAUCAGAGAAAGAGACAUUCAGUAUUACAAAGGGAUUGAUCUCUACAACACCUUACUGCAGGUGAACUGAAGAGGUGUAUCAGUGACUAUGGUACAUGAACAGUAUCUACGUCAGCUCCCUUAUGAUGUCAUCAUUGGUAACUUUAUCCUCCUCAAACUCUAUUGAUCACUCUUUCUUUCUUUCCCUCCCUCUUCCUCUCUUUUCGCUUUCUCUCUCCCUGCCCCUAUUUGGUUUUCUGUGAAAAUGUAAAUCUCCAGGUUGUCAUAGAGCAUGAAUUCCAUCAGGGUAGGAAUUACUCUUGGGAUUGAAUGAGGAGGUCAAGGUAACUGGACAGGUGGAACCCAGCCUCUUUCUCUGGAUUCACUUCUUUCUGCUGUGAUCUUGACUUGGUCUGACCUUUGUGGACUUUCUGAUCUUUAGUCACAUAAUGCACCCCUGUAAAUAUGUAUGCUUUUUCUAUCCGUCAUUUUUUCUGCUAUUUGUACUUAUUUUUCUCACACAUAAAUAUGUGCAAACGG